Molecule: messenger RNA, 2063 nt
Organism: Mercurialis annua (annual mercury)
Lineage: Eukaryota; Viridiplantae; Streptophyta; Magnoliopsida; Malpighiales; Euphorbiaceae
Product: probable aldehyde dehydrogenase
Exons: 16
Coding region: 253-1905 (550 amino acids)
Cellular component (GO): mitochondrion
Molecular function (GO): L-glutamate gamma-semialdehyde dehydrogenase (NAD+) activity; aldehyde dehydrogenase (NAD+) activity
Source: RefSeq, a predicted model, not a curated record
GUCUAUUAUUAUAAAUAUUCUUUGGCUUAAUGCUGGCGUGUACAGUUUCAUCUGUAUCAUACACGUAUCAGUUACGGCGAAUCAAUGGAUCAUGGGGAUGCGAGAUGUCAGCAAAUUUCUCAGAGUGCGCAAAAAAGCUCACUCGCAUGAAAGUGAGUGUGAGCAAUUACACUUUUUUCUUUCUCCCAAUAAUAUAAAUACGGAGGACUCUUCAAUCAGACUGUUCGACUAAAUUCACUAAUCAAUUCCGCCAUGUUUAGAUUUGUGGGUACCAAAUUAUUGAGACCUAAUGGUAUCGCUUGCCUUAGCUCACUAAAUCUUUCCAGAUCAGUUCAUUCUGUGCCUUUUGCAACAGUAGAAGUUGAAGAGAUAUCUGGUUCUCAGCCUGCUGAAGUGCACAACUUGGUGCAGGGGAAAUGGACGGGAUCUUCGAGUUGGAAUACAAUUCUGGAUCCUUUAAAUGGAGAACCGUUUAUUAAGAUUGCUGAAGUAGAUGAAACAGAAAUUCAGCCAUUUGUUGAAAGCUUGUCCAAGUGCCCUAAGCAUGGACUGCAUAAUCCAUUUAAAUCACCAGAGAGGUAUCUUCUAUAUGGAGACAUAUCUGCAAAGGUGGCCCACAUGCUUUCGCUGCCGGAGGUUUCUAAUUUCUUCACUAGGCUAAUACAAAGGGUUGCUCCUAAGAGUUACCAGCAAGCGCUUGGUGAAGUUCAAGUUACUCAGAAAUUUUUCGAGAAUUUCUGUGGUGAUCAGGUUCGUUUCCUGGCAAGGUCUUUUGCGAUACCUGGAAAUCAUCUUGGACAGCAAAGCCAUGGUUUCCGAUGGCCUUACGGUCCUGUUGCAAUUAUUACUCCAUUCAACUUCCCAUUAGAGAUUCCUGUACUUCAGUUGAUGGGCGCAUUAUAUAUGGGCAACAAACCCGUUUUAAAAGUUGACAGCAAGGUGUGCAUUGUUAUGGAACAAAUGAUGCGACUUCUGCAUCACUGUGGGUUACCAGUGGAAGAUGUAGACUUCAUAAAUUCCGAUGGAAAGGCAAUGAACAAGCUAUUGUUGGAGGCGAAUCCACGCAUGACCCUCUUUACCGGAAGCUCAAGAGUUGCAGAUAAGUUGGCUGUCGACUUGAAGGGUCGUAUUAAAUUAGAAGAUGCAGGAUUUGACUGGAAAAUUUUAGGUCCUGAUGUUAAUGAGGUGGAUUACGUUGCCUGGGUUUGUGAUCAGGAUGCAUAUGCAUGCACUGGUCAGAAGUGCUCUGCACAAUCAAUAUUAUUCAUGCAUGAGAAUUGGUCUGCUACUUCAGUUCUAUCCAAAAUGAAGGAGCUUGCGGAGAGAAGAAAUUUAAAUGAUCUCACUGUUGGUCCUGUUCUCACCUUCACUACUGAAGCAAUGCUAGAACACAUGAAUAAAUUGCUUGAAAUACCAGGUUCAAAACUACUCUUUGGAGGCAAACCUUUGGAGAAUCAUUCCAUUCCACCAAUAUAUGGUGCUUUGAAACCCACUGCUAUAUAUGUUCCCAUUGAAGAAAUGUUAAAAGAGAAAUACUAUGAGCUUGUAACCAGGGAGAUAUUUGGACCAUUCCAGGUUGUUACUGAGUACAAGAAAGAUCAACUCCCGCUGGUUCUGGAUGCUCUUGAGAGGAUGCAUGCACAUUUAACAGCUGCGGUGGUUUCAAACGAUCAACUUUUUCUGCAGGAAGUAAUUGGGAAGUCGGUGAAUGGAACGACAUAUGCAGGAUUAAGAGCAAGAACGACUGGUGCUCCUCAGAACCAUUGGUUUGGACCUGCAGGAGACCCGAGGGGUGCAGGAAUCGGGACACCAGAAGCGAUAAAACUAGUAUGGUCUUGCCAUAGGGAAAUAAUUUAUGACAUUGGCCCCCUACCAACGCAUUGGGAAAUUCCGCCAUCUACAUGAAGAGUCGAUAACAGGAAAAAAGAAAAUUAUGUAGCGUUAAAUCCUUCUACAUGUUGCUAUUGUCUCUAGUUUAGUGAUGAAAUAAAAAGAAGGAAAUUUUGUAGCUAGCUAUUAAUUAGAUGUUCUUCAGCACAUCACUUGAUUGUGAUGUUAUAUUA